Ictalurus furcatus (blue catfish) is the source of this 1765-nucleotide messenger RNA. It is a transcript of the gene star2, whose product is annotated as steroidogenic acute regulatory protein 2. The transcript is spliced from 7 exons. The record is from RefSeq and is a predicted model, not a curated record. NCBI's taxonomy places the organism in Eukaryota, Metazoa, Chordata, Actinopteri, Siluriformes, Ictaluridae. Bases 313 to 1245 code for a protein of 310 amino acids. Gene Ontology annotation, cellular component: mitochondrial intermembrane space; mitochondrion. Gene Ontology annotation, biological process: regulation of steroid biosynthetic process; steroid biosynthetic process; intracellular cholesterol transport. Gene Ontology annotation, molecular function: cholesterol binding; cholesterol transfer activity.
ACAGUUCCACAGAUGUGUUGAAUCUGCCAUUUAUAAUGAAAUUCCGUGUUAUUAUCAGUUCAUACACUUAUAGAUUUAUAAACUGGGGGUGUCAGUGUGUUUUAAUGUAAUAAUUCAGUGUAAACACAAUGACACGAUGCUGAUAUAAUAAUUCAUUAAGAGUAAAUAUGAAAUAAAUAAACACAGAUAUUUCCAGAAGAAAGCUGAAUGUGAGAAUAUGACCUGCUCCACGUUCCUCUUCAUCCCUCGAGAGCGUCCUUGAUGAAAUAUGUCUUAUCUGAGAUUCUGGCCUUCAUGUAGCGGUAUAAAACCAUGCAGCGUGUCGUCCUCGCUCUGCCGGCCAUCUCUCUCUCUCUCUCUCACACACACACACACACCGGCAUCAUGCUGUCGGCCUUGGCCAAGCUGUGCUGUGGGAUUUCAUACCAACAUCUCCGGAGUGUGACAGGUCUGCAGCGUACAGCCAUGGCAGCUUUAGGGCAGGAAAUCGCCCACAUGCAGAAGAGAGGGAAGCUCUGCUUGGGGAUCAGGAGCUGGGACGUGGUGUGGAGCUGGAGGAAGAUCAGUGAGGAGACGGAGCGGACAGACGGCCGGAGUGACGGUGUGGAGGACAUGGACCUGUCGUACCAGCAGCAGGGACACGAAGCUCUACAGGAAGCUCUGGACAUCACACGGAACGCUGAGGGCUGGAGGACGGAAAUCACACAGGACAGUGGUGAGGUGAUCUACAGUAAAGUCGUUCAGGGGAAUCAUAAGGUGUUCAGACUGGAGACUGAACUCGACGCCUCACCUGAUGAGAUAUACGAGCUUCUGUUUGUGAAAGUGGAGGAGAUGAACGAGUGGAACCCCAACAUCGCACACAUCAAGGUACUGAAACACAUAGGGAAGGAAACCAUGGUAACACACGAGGUUUCAGCAGGAAAAGCAGGGAAUCUUAUUGGUCAGCGGGACUUCCUGAGUGUCAGGCAUUCGCUGAAGACUAAGCACUGUAUUUACCUGGGCGGAGCUGCGACUCACCUGGAGGCUUUCCCACCACAGCCAGGAUUCAUCAGAGCUGAAGAUGGUCCCACGUGUAUUAUAAUCCAGCCUUUACCGUGCUGCUCUGGAAAGAGUAAACUCACCUGGCUGCUCAACAUGGACGUGAAGGGCUGGCUUCCUAAAUCUUUGGUGAAUCAGGCACUCCCUCAGGCUCAACUCGACUUCACGAGACACCUACGGAGACGACUGGAGAUGGGCAGGAAAUGAGCUCUUGCUAAGGCUAACACACACACACACACACACACACACACACACACACACAAACACACACACAGACACACACUCACACUCACACAAACACACACACACACAAUUGAAAGAAUCAGAUUAAAAUCAUCCUGAUAUUCAGGUUUAAACGUCUGAAUACCAAUAAACUGGACGAAUAAACAAAUAAACUGGUUACAUUUCACCACUAUUAUACACACACAUGAUGAUGAUGAUGAUGAUGAGGAGGAGGAGGAGGAGGAUGAUGAUGAUAUAGGAAUGAUGACCUCAUCUGUAAUCCUGUUUCCUUUCUUCCAAACACAAAGCUCAGAUGUGGAGAAUGAUGGUUUUAAUUUGUCCUCAUGAAGGUUUACUCACGUGAACAGUUCUUAAAUAAAAAUAUGUUCAAAAUCAAAUCCACUUGAUCUAAUGCUCCUGAUUAUGAGAUUAUAUAAGUAAUACACAAUUAUGACUAACAUUCUUUACAAUUUUUCUAAUUUCAAGCUUUAAAUCAUUGUAAGCA